CAGCAACAGGAGGAGCGCCUGUCUCCGCCGCGAGAGCUCGCCUCUCCGGACCCCCCUGGAAUCAAGGGUAUCAUAGCAUCUGGCAAGACCACUGGUAUUGCAUUCUUCGCCUCACUGGGUGGCUUCGUAUAUGGCUACAACCAAGGCAUGUUCGCCCAGGUGUUGACCAUGAACUCCUUCAUCAGAGCGACAAACGACUAUGCUAGGGGUACUGGUGUUGCCCAGGGCUUGCUGACUUCGAUCUUGGAACUCGGUGCCUGGGUCGGUACCCUCAUCAACGGUUAUCUCGCUGAUGCAGUUGGACGACGUUGGUGCGCUUUGAUUGCCUGCUGCGUGUUCACCAUCGGUGUCAUCGUUCAGGCCUGCACUGUCAACAAGGAUUAUGUUCUUGCAGGUCGUUUCGUUACUGGUCUAGGUGUCGGAUCUCUAUCCAUGGUCGUUCCGUUAUACAAUGCCGAGCUCUCACCUCCCGAGAUCAGAGGAUCUUUGGUAGCAGUGCAACAACUGGCUAUCACUUUCGGCAUCAUGAUCUCUUUCUGGAUCGGAUAUGGAACGAACUUCAUUGGUGGUACUGGUGAUUCCCAAUCAGAUGCAGCUUGGUUGAUCCCGAUUUGCAUUCAAAUUCUUCCUGCUCUCAUCCUCGGAGCAGGCAUGCUGUUGUUCAUGCCCGAAUCGCCCCGUCACUUGAUGAACAUUGGUCGGGAGGAAGAAGCAUUAAACACCUUGGCUCGUCUGCGAAACAAGAGCACUGAAGACAUGGGCGUUCGCGUCGAGUAUCUCGAGAUCCUGGCCCUCCGUGACUUCGAGGUCGAGACUGCACGCAAGAAGUAUCCUCAGUACCAGGAUGGAAGCCGUAAGAGCAACUUCCUCAUCGGCUUCUACGACUAUGCCUCCUUGAUCACCAACCCGUCUCUGCGAAGAAGAACCAUAACCGCAUGCUUGACAAUGACCUUCCAGCAAUGGAACGGUAUUAACGCCAUCAAUUACUAUGCACCAUUCAUCUUCCAAAACUUCGGAUUCCAGGGUAACACACUCUCGCUGCUGGCAACUGGCGUGGUCGGCGUAAUCGAAUUCCUCCUAACCAUCCCUGCUGUCUUGUACGUCGACAAAUUCGGCCGCAAGUCAAUCCUACUUGCUGGAGCAAUUGGCAUGGCUACAUGUCAUUUCAUUGUUGCCGGUCUCGUUGGAUCCUAUGAAGGUUCUUGGGCAAGCCAUGUUGCAGCUGGCUGGGUCUGCAUCGUCUUUGUUUGGAUAUUCAUAGGCAAUUUUGCGUACAGUUGGGGUCCUGUGUCCUGGAUUGUCGUGUCCGAAGUCUUCCCCCUCAGCAUGCGCGCCAAAGGCGUCUCUCUUGGUGGCAGUGCCAACUGGCUGAACAACUUUGCCGUUGGACUCUCAACAUCACCCUUCAUUAGCACAUCUCAAUUCGGCGCCUUCAUCUUUUCGGUUGUAUCACCGUCGUCGCUGCACUUUGGGUCUACUUCCUGCUUCCUGAGACCAAGGGCUUGA
This is a messenger RNA of Aureobasidium musti, 1506 nucleotides long. The record is from the annotation of a GenBank genome assembly. Lineage: Eukaryota; Fungi; Ascomycota; Dothideomycetes; Dothideales; Saccotheciaceae.